This is a messenger RNA of Anneissia japonica, 5298 nucleotides long. RefSeq lists its product as uncharacterized. Lineage: Eukaryota; Metazoa; Echinodermata; Crinoidea; Comatulida; Comatulidae. Gene Ontology annotation, biological process: protein phosphorylation. Bases 196 to 3612 code for a protein of 1138 amino acids. Gene Ontology annotation, molecular function: ATP binding; protein kinase activity. The record is from RefSeq and is a predicted model, not a curated record. The transcript is spliced from 16 exons.
GAUUUUUUUAUACACUUUUUUUGUGUAUAUUCAGCAUUGAAAAGUCUGUUAUAUAUUGGCAGAUUUAUUGGCUACUGAGCGCUGACAUUCAUUUUACUGUACAAUUAGUUUUGUGGAUCUGAAAGUAUUUUAUAGUUUGCAGCAUUUUCUGGAUUUUGAAAACGUACAUUUUUUCAGUACAAUUUGACAAAGAAGAUGCCUGCUAUGCCAGAUGACCAGCAAGUAGACUACUUUCAGUCUCAAAGUCAAGAAGUGUGUUAUAACUGUGGAAUUCAAGUUGCUUUGUUUCCCCAAGUAAAGCGUUGUCAUACUGAAGAUGGGGAGCCUUUGGUGGUAGACAUUGGUGUCAAGUGUAAAGGAAGCAAAGAAGACUUUAGAGAACUGGAGAAAGCUUUUUUCAGAAUAGAUCACAAUGGGACGGUCUACAUAUUCAGUGAUGACAUUCCAAACAUGCAAAGCAUAUGUAUUAGGGACCCGGUUACAACUACUGAAGAUUCAUUUGAUGACGGGGAGCAACCAGAAAAUGCGAGUGAGUUGACUGUUCACUUGGAUGAGCCAGAUUACAGUGAGAAAAAGCCAGAAGUUCCCAAAAGCAAAAAACCCAAUGAAUCACUAGAAGACAUAUGCAUCAGUGAAGAAGAUACAGUAGUUGAGCAUGAGAAAUCUUCCCUAGUGACAGCAUCCAAUAAGUUCAACUGUCCUUCUGCUCUUCGAGAGACUUCCACUUUUAAACCCUCAUACGUGGACAACAGACAUGAGAAAAAUAUUCCAUUGACCACGCAUUCACGGCAAGUGAACUCUGAGUCUCAAGGUAUGAGUCUCGAAAAUAACAAAGCCAGUGGAAGAAAGGUUCCCGGAGGUUCUUCUCAGAAUUCAAAAGGAAAAAGUUCCCAACAACAAAAACAGCAGAAGCAACAACAACAGGAGCCUACCACUGGUGGGGAUUCUAGUGAUGUUAGUGGUUCUGGAGAUGCUGGUGAUGAACGGAGAGGUGAUGAAGACGGUGGACGGAGAAGAGGUAAUGGAGAUGGAAGAAAAGACCAAUCUUCUACACAAGGAGAGGAGGAGGUAAAGGAAGAGGAAGAGGAGGAGGAGAAGAAAGACACAGAGGAAAAGGUGGAGGGGAAUGAGAAAGACACAGAGGAAAAGGUGGAGGAGGAGGACAGAGAGGAAAAGGAUGAGGACAAGGAAAAGCAACAGGAGGAUCUAUUGGUAAAUAGUCCAGCGUACAUUUCAAAGUGUCUGAAGAAAUUUAUGAAAUCUCUAAGAGAUCAAAAAAAUGGUGUAUGCAAACAGCCAACAGAAUUUACCAGACGAGGCGAAUGCUUUUGGAAGCAUUUACACCAAUGUGAGCUGGGACAAACUGCAUGCAAGAAUUGCCAUUUGACUUUGCAUGCCUUUGAAGAACUUGAGUCAAGUACGUCAUCAGAUGACUCAUCUGCUUUCCCAUUUUACGAUGAGUAUGAGCGAGCAAAUAACAAGAGUCUUCCAGAGAAGAACCUAGAGGUGGAAGCAUGUUAUGAAAAGCUUAAAAGAUUCCGUUCCAGCAGUGGCCAGGGGGCAAUACCCAAGAAAAAGUUUAAGCAAGCAGGUAGUAGCAGUGAACCUAUGGCCAUGGAAACUACCCCUUCCCCAGACGUGGACACAGUGGACACUAGAAAAUUUGUUGCUGCCAGAGGCAGACAUGUGUCCAGCCAUCACAAACCAGGUGUUAUUUAUGGCUCUAAGGAAACAUGCCAUAAAAAAGUGCUUGAUGGGAUGUGCAACGAUUAUACAACUGAUAGUGAAUUCAAUGAUGGUGUUAUCUUCAAUAGAAGAUUAAUGCCAAACUGUGGAUUUUAUAGACCUUGCAAAGAAUUUUCUAUAACGCGUUAUCUUGGCUCUGGUAGUUUUGGGAAGGUCUGUUUAUGUUUCGAUACAGGAGUGUAUUUUGUUUGCAAGAUCGUUCCCAUUAAACAUUUUGUGGUGACUGAGGUUCUCAUCUGGAUGAGGCUGGAGCACAAAUACAUCGUACCUCUGUGGGGUGUUGUUCGUCAUGGCAACGACAUCCUGAUGAUCAGUGAGUACAUUCCAUCUAGACCACUGUCUGUUAGGAUUGCUGAACUUCCUCGCUGUGAUCAUAUUAUCAUCGUAAAGUGGAUCAAGCAACUUCUGUGCGUCUUGGAAUAUAUCCACUCCAUGAACAUUGUCCACAUGGAUAUAAAACCUGCUAACAUUCUUCUGACCUACAAAGGUGAUAUUGUUCUCAUUGACUGGGGUUUGGCCAUGGAACUUAACAACAAUGGUCAGCAAAAAGUUUCAAAACCAAGAGGAACAAAGCUGUUUAUGGCACCUGAAGUCUGUCGAUGUGAAGCAUUCAAUGCUACCAUCGAUGUGUGGAGUACAAUUUGCUCGGCUAUCAACCUGUUCACUGGUAGUCCACCAUGGAUAAAACGUUUCCCACUUUCGAAAUCGUUUGUGGAUCUUGUUGGAACAAGACCCCCUCCUGUGGAAGACAUCCCAGUAACUUUACAUCCCGCUAUUAGGGGUUUUCUUAUAGUAGGUUUUGGAGAUACUGAUACAAGGCCAACUGCUUCUCAACUCCUUGGACAUCCAGUGUUUUUGGAUAAUGGGAUGGAAGAUGGUGAAAUGGACACUAAAAGAUUUCCAAUACCCCCUCCUGAUUCAUUACAAGAUCGUUAUACUUCUUGUAUUUUGGAACCUCUUCGACAAGAAGAAAAUCCACAUUCAGGAGAUGUGGGAGAUUGUGAGAUCAACCAGAUGCCACCAGCAGAAGUCCUUGAAUGUACUGGUGACAUCGACCAGGUGUCACUAGUACAACGCUACAGUUGCAGCCCUUAUGAUGGUUCACAACGGCUUGAAAAUCGUACCUUCUCCCACCCUCUUGGACAAGCACCAACUCCACCAACAAUUCCACCCCAAGAUCCUGCACUGGGACACUUCACUCAAGGUUUUUCCACAGAGUUGGAUGAUGUCAUUGACAAAUUUAGCCACCUCAAUUGCAAUGAUGAGCAGCUUGAUGAUGAGGACCUGUAUGGGCCAGGACCUGAAACAGAACCAGAGCCACAUCCAGAACUAUCUGAUAGCCCAGGAUUACCUGCUACACCAAGAUCUUCUGACAAAUCCUACAGAUGUGGAACAUCAGGAUCAACAGAAUUAGCUAUCCCAAUCGACCAUUUUCAAGCUGAACAGCUGGAGAUUGAAAAUACCACCUCUGGAAUCGGAACAGCGUCAGGAAACAUAGUAGGAAACCUUCUUACCACCCAAGGUAUAAGAGAACCUGUUCCACGUUGCAGAACAGAAUCACAAAGCAGCAGAAAUUUUUCAGGUACUUACAUUAACAUAAAAGUGUUUGAUAAACAAGUCCGUGUUGGUAAUUCUGCUACAAUGACGUAUGGGGAGCUUGCUAAAGCCAUAAGCUCUAAGGUCUUCGAAAUAUUUGAUAAAAAUGAUAAAACAUAUGCAAAGUUUAUACUACAAGGCCAAGCAGGGAAUACGUUUGAUGUGUAUGCCAAAGUAGAUCCAACUUGUGAAAUCGUGGUAGUGGAGGCAAGCCAAGACGGUGAAUGGCAGUGGUGCAUUACGCCUUAUGUCCUGGAAGAUAAAUAUUAACUGUAUGGAGAAAAUGGCAAGCGGGGAGUUGAAUACAGAUCUCUCUCUAAUUUAACACCCUUCCAAUUAAAGACCACGUUUCUGUGGUCCCAAAUUAACCGAUGUCUUUUAUCUUUAUUAUUCUAAUUAGAGACCAAAGCUGCUAAAGACCAUGGAAACCCCGGACUCAAAAGUGGUCUUUUAUUUGAGGGGGGAAACUGUAGCUUGGUAGUGAAGAUUGCCUUCCAAUCCUAGGGUCCUGGGUUCAAUUCCUGCCUCUGUAACAGGAUGUUUUCUCACAACCAAACAAGCUUCACUCCAUAAUUCUCAUAAUGAGACUUAGUUUAUGUAGAGCAUCUUGUUUCUGUGUUUGUCAUGUGAAAGGAUUGCCACUUAUUGCCAAAUUAUUGUGUUUUCCAUUAAUUAACAAUCUUUAAAUUGAAUUUUAUUAAGUCAAACAAUAUUUCAGUGGCAUUUUGGAUUCAACUUAGGCAAGUUCAACUGUGCAUUGUAUACAUUUUUCUAUAGAAAAGACAGAAUUACGUUUAUUGAUUUUUCCUGUAAAAGGUCUUUUAACACUUGGUGUUUUUAAGACCAAUAGAUCAAAAGCAAUUAGAAGAGGAGAAACAUUGAACAACAAAAAAAAAAAAACACAAGAAAGUUUUUAAACUUUAAAACUGUUAUAGUCUGUGUUUUCCUUUUGAGUGCGAAUUCCUGUACUCAAAUUACAAACUGCUAUACAGUGUAAAUUCCAUGUACUUAGAAAAAAUGAGGGAUAUGCUAAUUUAUGACUGAUGCACAGCAUAUUUGAACUAUCCUACCUGAUCAUCUCAAGUAAUAAUAUACUGCCCUCAAGCUCCUGUAGAGAGCAGCUAGCUCAGUCGGCUAACCUGGAGGUAGCCACUGUGUGUGCGCUGAACUGUGGAGAUCUCUUGUUCACCGGUUCAAUUCCCAUCACUGCUCUCCUUGUGUUUCAGCUGGAGGGCUAAAAUGCAAGUUUCAAAAGUGUGCCGUCUUUGAGACAUUUAAGUCGUAGGUCUACUACUCACAUAAAAGAAUAAAUCAUUGGUAGAGAAUAUAAAAAAAAAAAAAAGAAAACCAUUUAAUUAUUUUUAAUAUAGUUGAUUCUCUUGUAUAUUUCUUGGCUUGUCCAUCACAAAUGUUAUUUAUAGCCAUAACAACAGGUGUAAUACAAAGAAGCCUGAGGCCCUGGCUAAGGCAUCUUUGGGCUCUUCACCAUGGAAGCCUGGGGUGGCUUAGGACCUCAGUGAAGUUAGAACAUUGAUGUCCACUACACUAUCUGCUCACUAUGGGCCCAGCUCGGCUGAUUUGGUCCUGGCAAAAAAAACCAAAAAAAACUGCUGAUCCUGGGGGCCCAUAAGUUCUUUGCUUUUAUAGCCGGUGAAAGCUCUUAAGGUGACAAGCUUCUGAAAUAUUUAUACUGCAGAUUUAUUAUAUUAUGUAUUAUUCUUUAAUGAAAAACAUACGGUAUUACUUUGUUUACUUCUAUACAGUGAAAGAAAUAAACAUGUUAGUUGAACUGUGUUUAUCUGUGUUGUGAUUGUUACCUGGUAUUUUAAGCAGAUAAAGUGUGUAAAUACUGAUUUUUAUGCACAGGAAUACAAGGAUGGUAUUAUGUAGUGAAUUAAGGUGACAUGCUUCUGAUUUUCUUUAUGAAUAACAUUUUACUUUGUUAACUUCUAUACA